UUCUCCGUCGCAUUCCACGUUCGGUUAUCUCUUCGGUUCUGUCGAAUAAUUUCAUUCUUGUAAACGUAAGAUUCGUUUUGGAUUAAAUAAAAUUGGCGAAACACUUAUUGGAAAUUUUUAAUAAUCGUGGAUACGUUUAUUUCGAUAGAAAGGAUCGUAAAGAAAAUCGAUUCGCGAACGGUUCUCUCGAUGUGCCUGCACAUUGUUUAAUUAUCGCUAUUUCUCGAUUGUAUUCCCUAAUCCUGAAAGUAUGCGAUCGUACAUAACAAUCGGACGCGCGCAUGCGCGUCCCGGACGUGUUCCUGCGUUAUCCCCGCGUUUCUGCGUAAAUCGCGGUCAUAAAGUCAACAGCAGGAGGCGCAUGCGUUGCUAACAUCACACGACAUCGCGACGCGUGGCGAGCGUCAGUUAGCGUCAGUCUUUACUUGUUCGUCGUGUUGCACGGGUCCGUGUGCUCCCCUCCUCUCACACUCUCUUUUUCUCUUUCUCUCCUUUUCUCUUUCCGGACCUACGGCUUUGGUGAAAGAUUCGCCCUACGCAAAAUGGCGGCACAGGCUACCACCAGGAGGCGACCGAAUGAACACGAGGAGAAACCGACCACCAGAAACGGAUUAACCUUUUGCGAAGACAUCUUAACUAAAGACCAUGCCGGUUUACAGAGCAAUGGACGUGUACAGUUUCCAGAGAAAGCGACAAAAGCAGAGUCACCAAACACAAGAUCGAAGGAAUCGUUCGAGAGGGUACCAUUCAUCACAGCAGCAUUGACCCACCUUGGCUUCUAUAUUCUUAUGUUCCUGGGUUUUAUAAACCAAUUGUUUUUCACACCGAAAGUCGCGAAAGAGUACAACAGAGAGGGCUACGCGCCGCUUUACGAAAAUUUCGAAAGGUUUUAUCUUCGUUACGUGUACAGAAGAGUGAGAGACUGCUGGAACAGGCCGAUAUGCUCUGUUCCAGGCGCAACCGUUACGCUCAAAGAUAGAGUAACAUCGGAUUACGGAUGGUCGUUUCAGUUUACCGGAACCACCACGAAAUGUAUAAAUCUGGGAUCGUACAACUAUUUGGGCUUCGCCGAGUCGACCGGGAUAUGCGCUGACGAGAGUAUCGAAACUUUAAAAAAGUUCGGUUGUGCCAGCGGCAGUGCACGUCUCGAACUUGGUAACAUGCCGAUUCACGAGGAGCUGGAAAAACUGACGGCUAGAUUUCUUGGUGUAGAGGACGCAAUCGUUUUUGGAAUGGGAUUCGCGACGAACGCUCUCAAUCUACCUUCGUUGUUGACAAAAGGUUGCUUGGUGCUUAGCGACGAGAAGAAUCAUGCUUCCUUAAUACUUGGAUUAAGAUUGUCCGGUGCCACUAUCAGAGUGUUCAAUCAUAAUAAUGUAAAACAUUUGGAGACUCAGUUGAGAAGUGCCGUCGUUUUCGGCCAGCCAGGAUCUGGGAAACCUUGGAAAAAGAUAGUAAUCGUGGUCGAAGGUGUUUACUCCAUGGAGGGUUCCAUUGUACAUUUGCCCGAAAUUUUGGAGCUGAAAAAGAAGUACAAAGCAUACGUUUAUCUGGAUGAAGCUCAUAGUACGGGCGCGUUAGGCAAACACGGAAGAGGCGUAUGCGAUUACUACGGAAUUGAUCCACGGGAGGUGGACAUACUCAUGGGAACAUUUACGAAAAGCUUUGGAUCCGCUGGCGGAUAUAUUGCUGGAACAAAGACAUUAAUAAAUCAUUUAAGGAUAUAUAGUCACGCGCAUACCUAUGCAACGGCGAUGUCCCCGCCAGUGGCACAGCAAAUUAUUACAUCCAUGAAAAUAAUUGCCGGCGAGGACGGCACGAACGAUGGACAGAAGAGAACGAAACAGCUGGCAAGGAACACCAGGUACUUCAGACGUAGAUUGAAUCAAAUCGGAGUCAUCAUUUACGGAAACGAAGAUUCGCCGGUAGUACCUAUGUUAGUCUAUCUGUUUUCAAAAAUUGGUGCAGUUGUACGGACGUUAACGAUGUAUAACAUAGCAGCGGUAGGUGUUGGAUUCCCAGCAACUCCUCUAAUGGAAGGUAGAAUACGUUUUUGCCUGUCUGCUGCACACACUAAGCAACAGUUGGACUAUGUAUUGUCACAUAUCGAAAGUCUUGCGGACUCGUUGGGCCUAAGAUAUUCUCGGAAAGUUCGCGACCCAGCACCGAUUGAGUAUUACUCCGACGGAGAGAACGAAUGACCUACCACUUAGAUAAUAGCCUCUAUAGGACGUAUACUUUACUCCAAAGAAGCGCGUCGCACUUCUGCGGACAAUGCACUGGUAUUAUAUUACCGCAAUUGCAUUUAUUUCAUACUCUGCUUCUUACAUCGAGACCAUUUCGCUGUGACAAAAGCAUUAACACGUUAAGCUUCGGUUUCAUUCCAAAUAUUCUUUGGGCCCACUUGGCGCUUAACAUGUUAAACAAUAACGUGCCAGGUGCAGUAACGCAGAAUAUUGCAGAAGUUUCUAUUUUACAUAGAUAGUAUUCCUCAAUAAAAUGUUAAAGAACUUUUAUCAUAGCGCGAAUAGUUAAAAGAUUAGUACUUGAACCAGAUUAGCAAGAGGUAUUUGUCAUUUCAACUUACUUUUCGAAUUCAUACAAUAAUUGAAGACAAGAAUUAUCAGAUUUAGCUGCCACAUUAAGAGAAUACAAGGUUUCAAAUGUGUAUGCUGUUCAGAAUGUCAUUAUAUUUGACACGUUUAUACACAUUUCUAAAGUAAUUUUUAUUUUGAAAAAUAAUUGUUUACAAAGGAAAAUGUUUUUUAAUUCCUUUACAUUUCCCCCUAACAAUUCAUGGUUAAUUAGCAUUUUAAGAAACCGUAAUUCAUUUCGAAAUGAAUAUCAAAACGCGUGUAGACACUUAGAAAGGUAACUUCAUGUAUUUUUUUAUUAAAUUAACAUAUCGUAACUAAA
Molecule: messenger RNA, 2916 nt
Organism: Megalopta genalis
Lineage: Eukaryota; Metazoa; Arthropoda; Insecta; Hymenoptera; Halictidae
Gene: lace
Product: serine palmitoyltransferase long chain base subunit
Biological process (GO): ceramide biosynthetic process; sphingosine biosynthetic process
Cellular component (GO): serine palmitoyltransferase complex
Molecular function (GO): pyridoxal phosphate binding; serine C-palmitoyltransferase activity
Source: RefSeq, a predicted model, not a curated record